AAAAAAAAAACUACAUUUCUAAGUCCUAACUUCUCACAACUUUCUGCCCAAUUUUUCCGACAGGAAUUACAUUUUUCCCUUUUAGAGAGAGAAGAAAUGGAGAAUCUAUGGCGAGCAGCGACAGGUCAAGAACCCAACCCAGAAGACUAUGCCGGAAUCGAAUUCUGGUCAAAUCCAGAACGCUCCGGCUGGUUAACAAAACAAGGCGACUACAUCAAAACCUGGCGCCGCCGUUGGUUCGUUCUCAAACAAGGCAAACUUUUCUGGUUCAAAGAUCAAUCUUCCGCCGCCACACACUCCUCCGUCCCCCGCGGCGUCAUCUCCGUAUCCACCUGCCUCACUGUCAAAGGCGCUGAAGAUGUUCUUCACAAAGCCUCCGCCUUUGAACUCUCAACGCCUCAGUCCACUAUGUUCUUCAUCGCUGAUAAUGAUAAGGAUAAAGAAGAUUGGAUCAAUUCAAUUGGGCGUGCGAUUGUUCUUGGGUCUAGAUCUCAUGCUGCUUCUGAGGUUAUUGAUUAUCGUCAAUCUACUGAUACUUGAUCCUUUUGGGUUUUUUGUUGUUCUUGUUCAUCUCUUUGUAUACUAUAGUUCUUUCUUUGUCUUAAUUAUCAUGAACCCAGUUGUAAAAGUAUUCUUCUGUAUUUUCAAUAAAAAAAAAUGCUUUUUCUGUUA
This is a messenger RNA of Lathyrus oleraceus (garden pea), 672 nucleotides long. Its product is annotated as pleckstrin homology domain-containing protein 1. The transcript has a single exon. NCBI's taxonomy places the organism in Eukaryota, Viridiplantae, Streptophyta, Magnoliopsida, Fabales, Fabaceae. The record is from RefSeq and is a predicted model, not a curated record. The coding region runs from base 97 to 540 and encodes 147 amino acids.